GUUUGGCCAGUCGUGGUGUCGUCGGCCGAGUUAAUUGUUUGGUGCACACUGGUCUGCAUUCAAGUGGUGCUCCUUUUGCGUCUCGCAUAAUCUCUCUCCGUCGGACGGACUGCGUCUCUUUCUGUGCUGUUGUUUUUCUCUCUCGGUGCGCGUGGAGGCCUCUUCGCCGACGCCACCAAAUCUCAGACACUUCGGAAUUUUGUCAAAUCAUGGCUUUAGAUUACGGCACGCACUCGUUCAGAUCUCAUCGAAAACUGGAAGAAUCAGCCAGCACGUUCAGGUCGGUGGAAAUCACCAGCGCUAGCUCACUUCCAUACUCGCGGCAUUCUAGAAAAGAAAUGGCCGGUGGCUCUCCGCUCAGCAGUCCGGUCACCGCCAGAAGGACCGAGCCCAAUGGUCUCAUGGACCCCAUGCUUCGGGACCAGUAUCUCGCUCAACAGAUGAUGCGCAACUCACCGUCGUACGCGAUCCAACAGCAAAUGUUGCAGGCUCAAAUGUUUCAGCUGAAGAAGCAACAACAACUGCAGCAGCAGAUCCUGCACGAGCAGUUCCAGGCGCAAAAGCAGCAACUCGCCGAACAGCACGAGCAGCAGCUGCGCCAACACCUAAAGAACUUAAAUCUCCAACGCAAUAUAGCGAAGCUGUGGGAACAAAAGAAGUUGGAGGAAGAGCGCGAGCGACGUGAGCAGGAAAAGCUCGAGAUGCUGCGCAAGAAGGACAAACAUGAGCAGAGCGCAAUUGCAUCCUCAGAAGUCAAACAAAAGCUACAGGGAUUCCUUCUAAAUAAGCAGGCGGCCAAAGCUGCAAGUGCGGCCAAUGUGUCCGGCGCCAACGGUGUGCGGGGUGGCAGCCCCAAUUCAAACUCACAGCAGGCCAGUCAGGCAAGCUCGGCCGCCUCCAGCACCAGCUACUGGUCUGGUAUGCAACCCCCUGCGCCACAACCUGAAAAUCCAGCGCCGCCACCCACUGGCGCUUCGCCAUACCCAAGACCUCAAGCGCUCCUUGGAAAAUAUGAUGAUGACGUGCCCCUCAGGAGGACAGCAUCUGAGCCCAACCUCAAAGUGCGUCUCAAACAAAGAGUCAUUGAUAGGAGAAACUCGCCCCUAAUCAGACGCAAGGAUCGUCUUCUCAAGAGGAAAUCCCAGCUCGCAAUGGACGCAUGCAACAGUCCUGAAUCUGGUCCGAACUCGCCACCCACCUCAGCUGCAGCCGUCAUUGCAGCACAGUCUGCAAGAGGCAACACGCCAAUCCAGGAGGUGGGUCGAAUAUUCAAAGAGGCUAGUUCACCGUACGCGCCGUUGGCGAACAGUCAGGGCAGCAUGAAUGAUCUCUCCCAGCUGUACAGCAGUCCAUCCAUGCCAAACAUCUCUCUUGGCAGACCACACGUCCCCUCGGCCUCAUCAGGCCAGCAAGAGGGCAUGAAAAUUUCACCCCAGACCGAGGCCGAAGUGCGCGCAGCCUAUGCAGCACGAUACGGAUUGCCGCUCACAGGACAAAUGUUGCAAAACUCUCUGCCCUUCUACCCCACUCUGCCAGUGAUUGAUGGAGACUACAGUAACCCAUCCUCGCCGAGCUUCAUCCAGAAGCAAAUGCAGGCCCUUGAGCAGGCGCAGCACCAAAAUCUCAUCACCGCCAUGUACCACGCUGGACCAAUCACAGACCAACAGGUGGCCCACGCUCACCUGAACAAAGGUGCAAGGCCUCUUGGCAGAACAAAGUCGGCUCCUCUGCCCUUGGGACACCCCAUGCUGCAAGGAAGCCACCCAAGUAAUCUGACAAUGCCCUCAGCCAACUACCAGGAGUACCUGCAAGAGAAACAAAUGUAUGACCAGCAGCAACAACACAAUCUGCUAAAGCAGCACAUUCGGAAAACGGUGCUCACCAGAGCGAGUGGCAGGAAUGCUUCCGCCCAACUGGACGAAGCUGUCGAAGUUGAUGAUUCUGCUGAGGACCUUUCCUUAAAUAACUCAUCCGAUAGCUCUUCACCUCCUCCACUGGUUAUAGAUCUGACGGACAGAAAGAGUGAGGAAGAUUUGGCUGCCAAGCAGCAAAGAGAACGUGAGCAGUAUAUCCAUCAGCAACAACAGAGAGAUCUGCUCAUGAGACAGAAUUUCACUUUGCAAAUAAGUGAAGGCUCUGCUUUCACACCACGUGCAGGCCACAUGGUGCGUCCAUUGUCUCGGGCCCUGUCCAGUCCCUUGGUGGCUUUGGUGCCGCAGCAACAGUCGGAGGUCAUGGCCAGCAGCAUGCAGUCAGUCAAACCUGGCACCGCCACUGCCCUGGCCUACGACGGCCUCAUGCUGAAGCACCAGUGCAUCUGCGGAGACAAUUCCACCCACCCAGAGCACAGCGGCCGUUUGCAGAGCAUUUGGGCCAGGCUAGCUGAAACUGGUUUGAUGUCCAGGUGUCUCCGAUACAGAGCCAGAAAGGCCACUUUGGAGGAAAUCCAAUCGUGCCACAGCGAAGCCCACGCCCUCCUCUUUGGCACCAGCCCUCAAAACAGACAGAAAUUAGACGUUAGUAAGCUUAGCCAGCUGCCAAUCAAGAGCUUUGUCCGACUGCCCUGUGGAGGAAUUGGGGUUGACUCAGACACUACUUGGAAUGAGCUUCACACUUCCUCAGCAGCAAGCAUGGCCGUUGGGUGUGUGGUAGAUUUGGCCACCAAAUCGGCCAGUGGUGAAAUCAAGAAUGGUUUUGCGAUCGUCAGACCUCCUGGUCACCACGCAGAGCCCUCACAAGCCAUGGGCUUCUGCUUCUUCAACUCUGUGGCCAUCGCUGCCAGGCAGUUGCAGCAGAGAUUUGACCUGGAGAGGAUUUUGAUCUUGGACUGGGAUGUUCACCAUGGAAAUGGCACCCAGCAAAUAUUCUACAAUGACCCGCGCGUUUUGUACCUGUCAAUUCACCGCCACGACGAUGGCAACUUCUUCCCUGGAACAGGAGGGCCAACGGAGUGUGGUGCUGACGACGGAAUGGGCUUCAACGUCAACGUCGCCUGGUCUGGCGGACUAAAUCCUCCAAUGGGAGACGCAGAGUAUCUGGCCGCAUUCAGAACAAUCAUCAUGCCCAUCGUGAAAGAUUUCGACCCCGAAAUCGUGCUCGUGUCUGCUGGUUUUGACGCUUGCUCUGGCCACUCGGCGCCUCUUGGAGGCUAUCAAGUGUCGGCAGCCUGUUUUGGCUACAUGACACACCAGCUAAUGCAGUUAGCAGGAGGAAAAGUUAUAUUGGCAUUGGAGGGUGGAUAUGACCUCCCGUCCAUUUGUGAUGCUGCUCAAGAAUGUGUGAAGGCACUAACGGGCGAGGAAACUAGUCCAAUGCGCGAAGAGGAAUUGUGCAGAUCACCCAACCAGAAUGCCAUUGAUACUCUGCAGAAAACAAUUGCCAUACAGAACCCCCACUGGCCGUGCAUCAAGAAAUACGCUCACACAGUUUCAUGGUCAGCCAUUGAAGCGAGCCAGAAGGAGAGGGAUGAAUCAGAGACUGUCACGGCAAUGGCGAGCCUUUCCAUGAAGCAACAUGGUGGAAGCACAAUUCAGAUACCUGCACCAAGUGAGAGACAGUGCACCCCUAUGGAAGAGCCAAUGGAUCAAGAUGAUGCCAAGUAAGAGCAUGCAAGUUGAAAGGUGCAUCUUCAGCAAUGCUUGAUCUCAGUCAACGUUUCACGCUGGGCUGCAACCCAACUGGGCAGCCGAUUGAAAUAAUACAAUAUUAUUUUUCCACCCCGCAUAUACACAAGGCCGAGCCUAGAUAAUUACGAAAAGUUCUACAAUCUCUCAAUUAUCACGUGGAAAUCAAUCAAAUGAAGCUGACAAUCUACAGCCCUGAUAUUAAUCAUUGCAAGCAGAAUGAAAAUUUGUCUUGGGAAAUUUCGGAACCCUGUAAUUCCAAAUUUUUUUGUCGCUCGUGGAGAGGCAACUACAGAAAAAUUUAUGUACACAAAGUUCAAAACAAUUUGAAAUUUUUACCAAAGUCAGUUACAGCUCAAUUGAGAUGUUUAUCUUGUUUUGAUUUUACAAACUAUUCAAUUAUGGUGAAAGUCAAACUCGGCUUUAAAUUUUAUUACAUUUUAUAUUAAGGAUAAUAUAGAAUAAGCGAGUAAAACAUAUUGUUUGUGCUUAACAUAAGGUGUAAUUGUAAAACGUGUUUAAAAAUGCAAUUUUUAUCAAAGUGCAGGCCACUUAAAAUUGAAGUUGAGCAAAAAAGUAUAUAUAAAUAUUUUAUUUUUAUUAAGGUUUGUUUAAAAAUGACCAAUGACUUUAUAGUUUGCUAGCAGUCAAAUCCUGCAUAAUGAUCCUUUCAAAAGAUCAAAUUUUGAAAUUAACAGACCUCUUCUUACAACAUGUUUUGAUUUCUGUGAGCUGCCCUCUAGCUAUUUAAGAAUUGUUGAAUGAUUUUGUUUCUUUUCUAAAUAACUUGGUUUGAUAGCCAAAAAUUUUAAGGGAAAACCAACCAAAAUUGACUUUGGUGUGAACUGCUCAAUUCACUUCAUUCCAUUAUUAUUUCACUCGAGAUUCAAGAGGCGCCAUAAUUAAAUUUACAAAACUCUGUGUCAACUCCUGAAACUAACACUUGUGUGCUUUUGUUCUCUUGAGUCUUGAGGUAGGGAUUUGUGUUGCACACCACUCUGCACUCGAUUUCAAAUCUGUAUAGGUGCAUCAUACAUGGAAUUGAAGUUAAAAAAAAGUGCAAAAUUGGAGCUAAGCUGUUCUGUUUCGUUUUUUGUGAGGAACAUGUCGCUAUAUAUUAUUGUACUGUUAUUGAGAAUAUUGUUCAUGAAGCUGUCAGUGUGAUAUCAAAAUUAUAUUUGAAGUCAAGAGCCUACGAAUCGACAUUAAACUGAGCUCACUUCAACAGAAGUUUGAGCGUAAUUAUUUAACAAUUAAAGAAAGCAAGACCAAAUUUGGAGUCGGUCCGUAUUAAAAGGAAUAUAAUAUUAUGUUGAAUGUUUCAAGUACAUGCAUUGUGUUGUCAAUAAAUGGCAUUAUUCAUGUUUAAGGCAAUUGUUAUUAAAGGAAGAAAAAAAUGAAUGUUAUGAAAUGGAAUAUAUUUGUACUAUGAAUGUGAUACAAUGCACAGAACAUGCAUUUAUUUUUAUGUAAAGCAUUUUGGGAAAAGUGUUGCAAGGGUUUAGAAUUUGGAACGGUUACUAGUUUUCGCGAUCUAUCAGGAAGAAUAGUCAGAUGAAGCUGUUUUUUUAAUGCAAAAUUAAAUCAAGCGCCGAGUUAAUUCACACAAUGUUAAUUUGUGUUAUGCAGUGGAUCAGAUGAAUUUGAAAUUUAUUACAUAUUUUUAUUUUCUUUACUCAAUCGUGACUUGUUGGUUGCAUAUUGUAUGCUAUAUUAUAUUCUUAAUGAAAAUGAGAUGACUCCUGUGUACAUUAGCAGAGGAAAUUAAUUUGGUUUACAUAUAUUAUAUAUAUACAAUUAAUAAAUUGAGCAUGUAUUGUGGGGUGUGAAAUUACACAACAUAUUUGACAUUCCUGCUUGUUAUAGUAAUUAAACAAAAUAUGCAACAAAUGAUACACACAUCACCGAUCACAAAAAUCAUGUGUUGAAAUGAUGGAUUGUAUUCUGUAUAAUUACCAAAAUGAUAAAUCUGCAAUUGGUUGCAUAUAUGUCUGUGUAUGAUGAUUACAGUUAUAUAUCUUUACAUUUAAAUAUUAUCGAGUAUGUCACGUAUGUUAUGUUGCUUGCUCUUCUAUCAGUGUGAUGUAAAAAUGUUGCCUUGGAUGUAAAUGCAUUUGCUGUUUGCAGGAGGGUUCACGUUCUUUGCUCGAUAUAUUGUCAAACUGGACAGGAAGAGCAAAGAACCUGAGCUCAGGCAGCAAUAUUGGAAUGGUUGUUUACUCUGGAGUAGAGAAAUAAAGUCAUGCCCCAAUGUAAAAAAAUCAACUGUUCAUUAUUUCUCUGCGGAACUUAUUUUUUAAGGAGGAAAAAAGAAUAAAUUUUUAGUGAAAGA
Messenger RNA from Neocloeon triangulifer, 5955 nucleotides. It is a transcript of the gene HDAC4, whose product is annotated as histone deacetylase 4. NCBI's taxonomy places the organism in Eukaryota, Metazoa, Arthropoda, Insecta, Ephemeroptera, Baetidae. Gene Ontology annotation, molecular function: histone deacetylase activity. The transcript is spliced from 21 exons. The record is from RefSeq and is a predicted model, not a curated record. Gene Ontology annotation, biological process: chromatin organization; negative regulation of transcription by RNA polymerase II. Gene Ontology annotation, cellular component: histone deacetylase complex. The coding region runs from base 210 to 3602 and encodes 1130 amino acids.